AGUUUCGUUUCUCGGUUUAUAAUCAUGCGAGGUCUGUGGUUCGGCUCAGUCACUCAUCACUCCCCCAAGCGAAAGAUCCGGUUCACAUCACAUGGCAGUGGGAAACAGCACAGCCAAGCUUUGAUGGGAAAGUGAAGAUACUCAGAUAUGGCCAACCACACUUCCAACCUUCCACUGUUUCUUUGGAUUGUCAUACAAGUCUGUUCCUCUGCCCAUGGCUCCUUGGUCUCCAAAUCGUGCAAUGUGGGGCAGUCUGCCGUACUGCCUUGCCUGCUGUCCUCUCUGGAUCAGGCUGCUCCCUACAUACAGUGGCUGAGCACGGCAGAGACGGUGUUCGAGCGCAUGGGCUCAGAGAAGUUCCAGGGCCAAGGCUAUGAGGGGCGAGCCAACGUUCCUCAGGGAAUGUUGGAACAAGGCAACUGCUCUCUGUUUCUGGAAGAUGUCCGGCUGACGGACUCUGGCGUGUAUGAGAGCUACCUGGUGGUUGGCGAUACGAGGGUGAAAAGCAAGGUGUUGCAGCAGAGCAUCCAGUUCAUCGUCAGGGACUACAAGAUCAAAGAGACAGUGGAAAGGGGGAAGGACCUGGUGCUGGAGCUGCACACUCCUCAGGCCAGACAGGUGGUGUUUCAGAGUGGGCGGCCCGCCCAGUGGGAGGUCCUGUGGAAGAAAGGUCAGGAGCCACACCCCAGUCUGAGUCACCGGAUCAGGGAGGAGGAGGGGAGGGUUGUCUUUAGAAACGCUGGAUCGGACGAUGAGGGCACCUACCGCGUGUUGGAUGAGCACGGAUUGGCACUGAGCACGGUGAAGGUCACGGUGACAGAACCUAUGCCUGAGAGGGCGGAAACAGUUUGGCAAAUUAACGAUGAUUCUCACUCAGCAGCCAGCAGUCUAUCCUGUCAGGCUCUCACCCUCCUCCAUCUCUGCGCUUUAAUGCAUUAUUUCAUCUAACUGGGUAUGAGUGCAGUAAUAUUUUGUUUUCCACCACCGCGUUACCUUGGUAUUUACUUGGCUGUUUUACUUGUCUUUUUGGUUGCUGUUUUUGAAGAAAGUCAGAGAAAGAGCAUAACUAGGCUUUUAAAACAUUGAUAAAUAUUACAGACACUGACAAUAACAACAACAACAACAACAACAAUAAAAGACAGCAAAAAUAAACUACCGACAGUCAGGAUGUCACACCACUCAGCACAAAUGCACUUUUUGACGUAUUGAGCACUUUCAACCGAUAAAAGUCCAUGUUGUUGUUAAAACUAUAUAACUCUAAUAAUUCUAAUAAUACUGAUUGUUAUAUACUAUAAUAUAUAUAUAUACAGUAUAUAUUAUAGUAUACACUUCAUACUAUCAAACAGCCAUCAAACAGCCAUGUCUUGUUAAUAGGGAAUAAUUCGUUUUGUUGAAGUUUCCGCCAAAACCUUGUUCUUUAUUAUGUGCAAGUGUCCUGAUUUCAUCCCACCAAUUUGCUGUGAUCAGAUCAUUCAUCAAUGGAUAACAUCAGCAGUCACAGCAUUUACAUAACAGUUAUGCAAAAUGUAGGCCUAUUAUGUACUUCCUUCUCUUUAUUGCUCUUGCAGUGGUAAUUCUUAUUCAGAUAUAAGUAUUAGUCAUUGUUUUUUCGUGCAAUUUACAGUGAUAGAGAGCACAGAUCUGAGACAAUAUGAUAGUGAAUAUCAGAAUGACGUGCUCGUAUGUAUUGAUUUGAGAUAGCAGACACGAGACACCAUAUGAUCGUGAAUAUCAGUCAUGUGCUUGUAUGUAUGUGUGAAUAUACGAAUGACAUGUGCUCGUAUGUGUGAAUAUAAGAAUGACAUGAGCUUGUAUGUGUGAAUAUCAGAUUGACGUGCUCGUAUGUAUUGUAAACAGUUAGAUCAUAUGCCGGAUAUGAAGUCAACCUGGUCUGGUUAAAAAUAAUACCUUUGGUGUGUAUUCAAAUAAAAGUAUUUUUGUCAUGGUUUGUUACAAAGAUGCUUAGUGAUGGUGUAUAAUAUAUAAAAGUAUAUCCUAUUUAUUAAAGUAGGGUAUUCCUUAUUUCCA
Clupea harengus (Atlantic herring) is the source of this 2028-nucleotide messenger RNA. RefSeq names its product galectin 17 (gene igldcp). Gene Ontology annotation, cellular component: external side of plasma membrane. Gene Ontology annotation, biological process: cell surface receptor signaling pathway; immune response; negative regulation of T cell proliferation. Bases 148 to 948 code for a protein of 266 amino acids. NCBI's taxonomy places the organism in Eukaryota, Metazoa, Chordata, Actinopteri, Clupeiformes, Clupeidae. The transcript is spliced from 6 exons. The record is from RefSeq and is a predicted model, not a curated record.